Molecule: messenger RNA, 3559 nt
Organism: Halichondria panicea
Lineage: Eukaryota; Metazoa; Porifera; Demospongiae; Suberitida; Halichondriidae
Product: NACHT, LRR and PYD domains-containing protein 3-like
Exons: 3
Coding region: 545-3427 (960 amino acids)
Cellular component (GO): cytoplasm
Molecular function (GO): protein binding
Source: RefSeq, a predicted model, not a curated record
CGGCCUGGUCUCGAGGCUAACUGUACUUCUGCUCGCUUUGGCAUUCUUGAGCGUUUAUCUGUCUUGUAUUACGUCUCCUGUUAGUCUAUGAGUCGUAGUAGUUUAAAAAUAUCGUUGCUACACCUGCUAUAUUAAAACAGAAGUCAAAAAAACAAGGAAAGUGCAGCAACAACUGGAACUUCUUGACUAAUCUUAGUUUCUGCCUUAUUACUUCGAGUAUGACUAUGCUACUCACUUUCUAGUGUCACUGAGUAUUGUUAGCAUCAUUUUCUACUAGUAUAAAAGGCUGUGAUCGUUUGCAGCCUUUUGGCUUAGCUAGGAUAGCUACUUUCUCUCACUUUCUCUAAGUUUCCACGGAAUUGGAGGUUACAAAGAAAAUUACAAGAUUAAUUAACAAUCAUGACCAACCUCCUUUGGGUGUGGUAAAUGCAAAGAAAAGUGGGUGUAUCUCAGUAUUAGACACCCACUUUUCUUUGCAAGUCAUCAAAAACAACACCCAAUAUUUCAGAGAGCUAGCUAGCUAGCGGCAAGGCACAGAUUUGAAAUGGCUACUAAAGAGCAGAACCAAGAGCUCACAAUUGACAAUCUGAAAACAGAAAUGAAACUGACUGAUGAGCAGCUCAAUACAGCAAUACAAGAACCAGAUCUACCUGAGUUAGCAGCAUGUUUCGACAAUGUUCACAAAGGCUAUCUUGAAAAACUGGAGCUCUUACCUGGAGAACAAACUGAUGUUAGGACUAGAGCAUAUGUAGAUGGCACUCUGGCAGGAAUGUUGCUGGCUUUGAAAUUCUGGAUACUGACCAACGGACUAGACGCCACUUUCCAAGCUCUGCUACUCACCAUACUCUCCCUGCUCAAAAGAGACGUUGCUAUUCGAGUGUGCAAGUACUUGCAAUUGUCUGACAAAUACUCCACCACCUCGUGUCCUCUCUCCCGAGAGAGGGUCCUGCUGAACCACAAGCUGUCCUCGUACAGGGACUACCUACAAAGUCGCUACAAAACACAAGUAUCCACAUCAGCCACACAAUGGCCUCCCGUCCCAACAAAGAAAAUUUUCAAACUAGCCAUGAUUCAGAGGGAAGAAAUACAGAGAGGAAGAAUCGACGAUGAAUUUGUUAGACUAACAAUUACCGGGAAAAUUGAUGAUAUUUUACUUAAAAAAACUCCGGUUAACUUGACUAACAUUUUCUCUGAGAUUGAGGAUACACGAAACUUUGUGUUGAUUGAAGGAGCUCCCGGCUCUGGCAAGAGCACCCUUGCUCUGCACAUCUGUCGGGAGUGGGCAAAGGGGAAACUUUUCCAAGAGUUCGAUAUUGCAAUCCUCGUGAGACUGAGAGAUCCACUUGUUAGAGAAGCAAAGACAAUUACUGACAUACUUCCCUGCAUCGAUAUGGCCAUGGCUAAUGAGACAGAGGCAGUAAUAAAAUCAUUGUAUGGCAAAGGUGUACUGUGGGUGCUGGAUGGAUGGGACGAGCUUCCUUCUGACCUCCCUAGAUACUCCAUUAUCAACAAACUAAUUCGACCAGAUAUGUCACAAGAAAGUCCACUACAUGAAUCAGCUGUGAUUUUAACAUCUCGACCGUCAUCUUCGGCUGAGCUCCACCCACUAGUCUCGUCCAGGGUGGAGGUAUUGGGGUUCACUUCACAUGAACUAGAACAGUACUUCACCAAGUGUCUGCAAGGUGACUCACAAGCUGUGCAGACUCUACUGGAGAGAAUUCGAGAGAACCCAGUGGUAGAAGGUAGCUGCUACCUCCCCCUCAAUGCUUCCAUUGUCGUUAAUUGCUUCCUUUCUGAUAACCACUCACUCCCAACAUCCAACCACGGGAUAUUCACAUCAGUUGUCCAGAGCUCUCUCAAGAGAUACCUCCAGGAUAGGUUGGGGAAGACCACUCCAGUGGGAGACAUCACAUCCCCAGACUCACUGCCCCCAGAAAUCAGAACACAGUCCGUACAAAUUUGUCAACUUGCAUAUCAUGGGAUUGAAAAAAACAAAAUAACAUUUACUGACAGGGAUUUGGCUGCUCUUCGCAUUACGAAGGAAAUUUCAAACGUUGGAUUAUUACAAACUGUUCCUAGUAUCAUUAACGAUUGUCAUCUGGUUUACUACUGCUUUCUUCACCUGUCUAUUCAAGAGCUACUAGCAGCAAUCCACAUCUCUCUCAUGUCUCCCAAGCAACAAAUCUCUGUCUUCCAGAAGCUGUUUUGUAAUUCUCGGUUCAAUGCAGUCUUCCAGUUUUAUGCUGGUAUCACCAAACUAAGAACUAGUAGACCAAUCCUCAGUUUGCUACCUCAAUUCUUGUGUCCAGUUCCAGCUACUGUUUUUGAUCUGGUCAGAAAAGUUGUUAAAAAUGAGAAAGAGAAAGAGUAUGAGUCGAAGAUCCUUUUGUUGUCCCUCAUCAAUUGUUUGUACGAAGCUGAAGACUCAUCACUGUGUGUGUUUGUGGCUAAUCUUCUUAAUCACAAUCUAGAUCUUUAUUUCACUACAAUGAAUCCUAUUGACUGCCUUUCUGUUGGAUAUUUCGUAUCAGUUUGUUCCAACACCAGUAAUGGAUUCACACUGAACCUCACCAGUUGCUCUAUUGGUGACCAAGGCUGCAAAUUUCUGGCCCGAGGACUCUCCAAGUGUUCACACUCACACUCCGAGAUUAAUUUUGACCUUAGCAAUAAUGAUAUUCAUGAAGAAGGGAUACACCACAUCGCUGAGGUGAUUGAGAACACUAUUUCAAUAUUUACAUUGAUUUUGUCUAUUAAUGCCAUUGGCAACAGUGGCCUUAGCACACUCUGCGAGGCCUUAUCAACUAAUACAUCAGUAAAGACUCUCGAUUUCUCCAAGUGCUUCCUAUCUCUCAAUGAUCACAGAGCAAUCCCUCGACUACUGAACACAAACAGUACUCUUGAAAUCCUCAACUUGUCAAACAAUGUUAUUGGUAACACUGAACUGAAGAAUAUCUGUGAGGCCUUGUCAACUAAUACAUCAUUAAAGAGCCUGGACCUGGGCAGAUGCUCACUAACAGUAUCAGAUGACAAUGGAGCUGCCCUCUAUCAACUUCUGAAUACAAACAAUUCCCUUGAACAUCUUGAUUUGUCUUAUAACACAGUGACUAGCUGUCGUCACAUUGCUGCUGGACUUGCAGUCAAUAAGACUCUGAGAACAUUGCACUUGGGUUACUGUAAACUGACUGAUCAGAGUAUCGAGGAGCUAUCAACUGGACUGAUUAGCAAUACAGAAACACUGAACAUUAUGGGUAAUGACUCAAUAACAGAAGAUGGAAUGAAGAUACUUGCCAGACAUCUAACCACCCACUGCUCUGAACUAACACUAUUGGCGGUAUCCUAUCCCCUAAGAUCCUGUAUCGAGACUGUAUUCAGGGACGCUAACAAAGAGAGGAAGAGAAAUGGACUGACUCAGAUUGAUGCAUUCUAAUUUAAAGUUUUGACAAUAAUAAUUUUAUUCUGCCAUAAUGAUAUUCAAUGUGAUAAUUUGCGAUAGUGUAGUAAAAACAAAUUUAAGGUUUUUACAACUAUAGCGCAGUAAUAAUGAAAUGCGCUGUAAAUU